CUUCGAUUAGUACUCUGUCAGCCUCUCAAUGGCUUGCUAGCAUGACCAGCGGCCUGUCGUGUGGCGGCGCUGUAUGUGUAGUGCACACCUGCGCCAGGACAGUCGAGUCAACCUGGAAACCGCGCAGGUCGUGAGAACCGCGCGUGGCCUCCCUCUGGACGCUUGGUAUAUAUAUAUAUAUAUAACGCCUGUGAGGUGUCUGGCAUCACACCUUCCCGCGACCAGCGACCAUUACCACCCUCAGCGACGCCUCCAGCCGAGGACGACAAAUAUCUCCAAUUUGGUUUAGCGUAGCGAGGGCCAUGAGAGUGGCGGCGACACUGGUGCUGACGGCGACGCUCCUGGCGGGGGCAGACGCAGGAUGGCUCGAAGUCUUCGCUCAGCAGCUGUGCAGGACGGAGAUCCGGUGCUACACCAAGACAUACCAAUGUGCACAGAUCCUCAACGUGUUCAACAUGCAACAGUCCAUGCUCAAUGUUCUGUCCUACUGUCGCUCUCUCCUCGGCUCCAGCACCCUCCGCCAGCCCACGCUCACACCUGAUGACCUGUUUGAUGUGAUGAACAACGUCCACGGGGAGCAGCUGCCCGAGUGUGUCCUCAAGCAGUCCGGCGUGGUGACGGAAGGAGAGGUGAACCAAGCAGCAAUCUACCUGGCCUUGGCAGGCACCGCCGUCAGCGGAGACCCGACCAAGCAGAACACCUUCUACGACGCCGUCAGCAAGUGUCCGGAGCCCAUCAAGAGCCAGCUGCCGUCGUUCUUCGCGUGUGUGAUGCAGGGGUGUGUGCAGGCGCUGUAGGCCCUCCUGGUCCUCCCUCCUGCUGCGCCGGCGUCACCCGGGCGCACCUCCUCCUGCCCUUCAGCUCCUCGCUACACUCCCGCCCUCCAUGCCCUAACACCAUGCCAAAGGCAGCGCUAAGAGGGGCUCGGCAGGGACUCAAUGGGGCUCUACAUAAGCCAUCCUUCUCACGCUGCCCAAACUCACUCCGGUCUGGCGCUGGCCAAACUCCGUCCGGUCUGGCGCUGGCCAAACUCCGUCCGGUCUGGCGCUGGCCAAACUCCGUCCUGUCUGGCGCUGGCCAAACUCCGUCCUGUCUGGCGCUGGCCAAACUCCGUCCUGUCUGGCGCUGGCCAAACUCCGUCCUGUCUGGCGCUGGCCAAACUCCGUCCUGUCUGGUGCUGGCCAAACUCCGUCCUGUCUGGCGCUGGCCAAACUCCGUCCUGUCUGGCGCUGGCCAAACUCCGUCCUGUCUGGCGCUGGCCAAAAUCACCCUUGUCUCUAUGUACCAACCUGAUUUCAAACGUUCAAUGCUUUAACUAUUCCGUGUAAGUAUUAGCUAGAGAACUCAA
This is a messenger RNA of Procambarus clarkii (red swamp crayfish), 1348 nucleotides long. RefSeq lists its product as uncharacterized. Gene Ontology annotation, molecular function: odorant binding. Lineage: Eukaryota; Metazoa; Arthropoda; Malacostraca; Decapoda; Cambaridae. The record is from RefSeq and is a predicted model, not a curated record.